Fundulus heteroclitus (mummichog) is the source of this 1608-nucleotide messenger RNA. Its product is annotated as acyl-CoA-binding domain-containing protein 6. The record is from RefSeq and is a predicted model, not a curated record. Lineage: Eukaryota; Metazoa; Chordata; Actinopteri; Cyprinodontiformes; Fundulidae. The transcript is spliced from 8 exons. Gene Ontology annotation, molecular function: fatty-acyl-CoA binding; protein binding. The coding region runs from base 182 to 1078 and encodes 298 amino acids.
GAGACGGACCAACGGCCGAAACAAAUCCGACUGAUAAGGAAUCUUGGCGGACCGAAUUUUAAACAAUCGUUGCAAUAUUUCGCUGCUUUAUGUUUUGCACUUGCAGCGCGUCUGUUGUUGACGUUCAUCGCACGGAUCAGCGGUCUUAGUCGUCGGAGGCGGUUCGUUGUAAACAAUAACAAUGGCCUCUGGUUCCCCGUCGUCCUCUCCGGACACUGCGACGGGCUCCGGUACGGAUCCAGCCCGGCCCGACACGGGGGAGCCUCUCGGCGGGGCCGGCUCGGACUCUGAUUCGGACUUGGGUUUGAGUAAGUUUGACUGCGGCGCCAUGGAGAUGGGGGACCAGAUAGAGGGGGACGAGCUGGAGCUGGAGUUUGAGUCCGCAGCCGACCGUGUGAAGGAUCUGAUCCAGACAGCCAGCAGGGACCAGCUGCUGUACCUGUAUGCCCGCUACAAGCAGAUCAAAGUGGGAAAGUGCAAUACAUCAAAGCCUGGCUUCUUUGAUUUUGAAGGACAGCGAAAAUGGCAAGCCUGGAAGCAGCUUGGAGACAUGGAGCCGGAGCAGGCAAUGCGAGAAUACAUUUCCCUUGUCAACGUGUUAGACCCUGAGGGCGCCACAAAGCAACGAGGAGCAGAAAGGAGAACGGGUUUCGGCGGAGCAGCAGUCAGCUCUCUAUACCAGGAAGAGACGAUAAGGGAAGAGGAUAAGAACAUCUUUGACUACUGCAGAGAAAAUAACAUCGAGCACAUCAGGAAUGCCAUCAGCUCUCAGAAAGUGGAUGUCAAUACCAAAGACGAAGAGGGCCGGGCUCUCCUGCACUGGGCCUGCGACAGAGGACACAAGGAGCUGGUAUCUGUGCUACUGCAGCACAAAGCAGACAUCAACAGUCAGGAUAAUGAAGGACAGACAGCACUACAUUAUGCGUCUGCCUGUGAGUUUGCUGACAUCGUAGAGCUCCUCCUCAACAGCGGCGCUGACCCAUCCAUCAAAGACAUGGAGGGCUCUCUACCCGAGGAGGUCACUGAAUCCAGCGCAAUUUCCUCACUCCUGCGGCAGUACACCGCUCCGAAAGGCUAGAUCGCCCCUUCAAUAGUACUAUGCAAGUCUUCUCUGGUCUCUACUCCACUCAUUUGUCCAGCAUUCCCAUUAUUCCUCCUUGACCCUAGGAGAGACUCUGUAGGCUCUGCGGUUUGGUGGCCAUGAAUGCAGAUACGUUGUUUUGUUGUUGUUUAGUUCUGAAGGUGAGUCUGAUAUCAGAUUUAGCUCUUUUGGAGUUCAUCUGUGAUCGCGCGUCCCAUUUGAUAAGAUAAUAAAAAAAAUAAUAAAGGGCACCGCAUUUGUUUUCAGUUCUUUGUAAAACUGUAAAUUGAUUGUACAGUAGAGCUUGAUGUAACAUGAUAGUUACUGCAAGACAGUAAAGACCUGUUGAAAAUAAUUUUUGCUGUACCAAGGAAACUGUUCCCAGAAUACCUCUUGUUAAACAAGCAUCCAUGUGGACUGUAUGACAAAUAAAUAAACUGGAUAACAUCCUGGCAACAUUUUACUAAAAAGACUUUUCCAUAAUUUUGAUGUGGCACAUCUGGAUGUAUCAGCUGUCACUUGGGGGG